Messenger RNA from Xiphophorus couchianus (Monterrey platyfish), 10515 nucleotides. It is a transcript of the gene dlgap2a, whose product is annotated as discs, large (Drosophila) homolog-associated protein 2a. The record is from RefSeq and is a predicted model, not a curated record. The transcript is spliced from 12 exons. NCBI's taxonomy places the organism in Eukaryota, Metazoa, Chordata, Actinopteri, Cyprinodontiformes, Poeciliidae. Gene Ontology annotation, molecular function: molecular adaptor activity. Bases 414 to 3758 code for a protein of 1114 amino acids. Gene Ontology annotation, cellular component: postsynaptic specialization; glutamatergic synapse. Gene Ontology annotation, biological process: signaling.
ACAUAAAAUAGGUAAUAAGCUAAUAAAAUCUAAUUAUACACAGGACGAAUUAAUUUCGAGACGAAGGUUUUUAGAAUGGCCCACAUGCAUUUAUUCUCACGUCAACCAAUCGAUCAAGAUAAUCAAAGUUCAUUAAAUAUCAUGAUUUAUUUAAAUGGAUAACUUUUUUUCUCCUAAAAAGUGAUAAAUCAGACUAGAGCUCCCCAUGUGUUUGACUCCUGUAACAACAACGACUCGGGGCGUGCGCACACCAAGCCUCGCUGUAGGACGGGAUGGAAGCGAGAUGAGAAUACUAAGCAGGUACCUCAUGGCUCAGUGUCAGCACGGGAUGAGUUGAGAUUUGCGCACCCAUCAAACUUGGCUUGGGACCUCAGCAUGUGAGCGCACUUUUGCAGAAGGAGGAUCCGCCCAGGAUGUCAGCUCUGAAGAAGGUGUUACCAGGCAUACUGCAGAAACAUUGCUGUAUCUUACCUGACAAGAACACAGACCAGCAGUAUUCAUGGUCACCCUCGCAGUACUUCGAUGAGGAAACUUACUCCCCUGCACCCAGGAACAUGAAGGGUCUCUCUGGUGGCCGUCCUGCCCAUCUCCAGUUAACAUCACCCACCUCACCUUACACCUGUGGCUUGGCCGAUUGUGACCACUCCCUGGAUCACCAUCUUCACCAUGGUGACCCUCGGUCACCCACCUACCUCCUCAGCCCCACUGACAGCUGCGCCCUUGAGAGUCAUCACCGCUGCUCCCCACGGAGUUCCAUCCACUCUGAGUGCAUGAUGAUGCCAGUGUCACUGUCAGCCACCGACCACUCUAUAUCCAGUAGCACUUUCCCUCGUAUGCAUUAUGGCAGCGCUUCGAGAGAUGGAGGUGGAAACAGUUCUGGCGGUAGAGAUUCUCGGGACGACGGUGGCUCCUCCUCCCAUGGUGGCAGUGGCAAAAUGAACCGGAUCCCUGCAAAUCUUUUGGAUCAGUUCGAAAAGCAGAUGCCACUGCACCGAGACGGCUUCCAUACAUUGCAGUACCAACGCACCUCCACCACAACUACAACCACAGAGCACCGCAAUGAAAGCCCCGGCCGAAUUCGCCACUUAGUUCACUCAGUACAGAAACUCUUCACAAAGUCGCACUCCCUGGAAGGAUCCUCCAAGAUGAAUGGUACCAAAAAUGACUCUCACAGGGAUGGAUCACAUCACCACCAUCACCACCACCAAGGCCACCACAAACACAGCAAACGCAGCAAGAGCAAAGACCGUAAAUCUGAUGGCGGAGGAAAGCAGCGCCAUGGUGGAUGGUGGAGCUCGGAUGACAAUCUUGAUAGUGACAGCACGUACAGGACACCGAGCAUCAUGUCGCGGCAUCCUGUCGACCACAUCACCCACUGUUACCCAGACUCAAUGCACAGCCACCUGGCUGGGGACCUGUCAUUAAAGACCUCCAAGAGCAACAACGACGUCAAGUGCUCUGCCUGUGAGAGCAUUAACAUGGCACCUGAGGGCAAGUUCAUGAAAAGGAGCUCCUGGUCAACAUUAACCGUCAGCCAAGCCAAGGAAGCCUACAGGAAGUCUUCACUCAACCUGGAGAAACCCAUGACUCCCGCUGACCUCAAACCAAGCUUGAGACCAUGUCACUAUCUACAGGUACCCCAGGAUGAAUGGGCAGGUUAUCCUGGUGGUGGAAAGGAUGAUGAGAUCCCUUGUCGUCGAAUGCGAAGUAGCAGCUAUGUCAAAGCCAUGGGGGAUGAGGAGAGUGGGGAGUCAGACUCCAGCCCAAAGACAUCGCCUCAGAAGUCGGUGCGACCAGAUGCCCUGAUCAAGGCCAUCAUCAGACCCAAGGACUUGCUGGACUCUCAAAGUUCUUACCGCCUGGAUAAAAUCAACAGUGACAUGCAUAACUACAUCACCAAUUUUGCUGCAGACUUAAGUCAGAACUACCACUUGCAGGCUACCAGGGAAAUACACCCUAGCCUUGCCUUGGAUCCCUCCAUCAACUACAACUCGCCCAAGUUUCGUUCCCGGAACCAGAGCUAUAUGCGGGCUGUCAGCACGCUUAGUCAGGCUAGCUGUGUCAGUCAAGUGAGCCAGGUUAGUGAAACUGAAGUAAAUGGUCAGUUCGAAUCUGUGUGUGAGUCGGUGUUCAGUGAGGUAGAAUCCCAAGCCAUGGAGGCACUGGACCUCCCUGGAUGCUUCAGAACCAGGAGCCACAGUUACCUACGAGCCAUCCAGGCUGGAUACUCCCAAGAUGAUGACUGCAUCCCCCCCAUGGCGUCCACUCUUACCUCCACUAUCAGGUCAACCACAGCCAUCACCUACACACCGAGCUACAAGAAGAGCCCCCCUCCAGUACCGCCCCGCACCACCUCUAAACCACUCAUCUCCAUCACAGCCCAGAGCAGCACUGAAUCCACCCAGGACGCCUACCACGAGGGGCGGCACCCUCAUGGCGGCCUGUGGGGCCCUGAUGGCCUCGCUCUAGGGCUGACGCCAGGAAGGGCCCUCUAUAACUCCACCGACAGCCUGGACAGCACCAAGGCCGUGACAAUAGCCAUGGAGGCAGCUGGAAUCAUGGCAGGGAAAAGGCAUCCAUCCACAGACUCUCACAGCUCAGUGCUCACCUGUGACAAGGCAAUCCUGGUGUCCAAGGCUGAGGAGUACUUGAAAACCCCACGGUCCUCUAUAGGGAUACAGGUGGAAGCAGCCACGGACUCGGAGUCUGAAAGCAAAGGCUCACGGGAGUACCACUCUGUCGGGAUCCAGGUGGAGGAUGACAAAAAAGGACAGGGAAGGUUCAAACGCUCCAACAGUGUGACGGCAGCUGUUCAAGCUGACCUGGAGUUGGAGGGCUUUCCCAUUAUGGAAGACAAAGGUCUGCAGUUUGGUGGGGGCUUUCAGCGUCAUUCAGAGCCCAGUACUCCUACGCAAUAUGGAGCGGUGCGCACUGUCCGUACGCAAGGCCUCUUUAGCUACCGUGACGAUUACCGCACCACCGCUGAACCGUCUAGUCCACGCAAGACCACCAGCGAGACAAGCUGGCAGCUAGAGCCUCCGUCCCCACGGGAGAGUGCAGCUUCGGCAGGUGAGUCGGGAAGGGUGUCUCCGUGCCUCCGGAGAGAUGGAAGCUGGUUCAUGCAGCUGCUCCACACGGAAACCAAGAGGAUGGAAGCCUGGUGUAAAGAGAUGGAGGCAGAAGCUGAGGAGAAUGACCUCUCAGAGGAACGUAAGCAUUCCAUGCUUUACAUGUCAAGCAUGAACCAAGGGUCCUCAGUGGAUUGUAAUUGUAAUGAAAACAUAUCACACUGUGUCUCUUCUUCAGUUUUAGGUAAAAUUCGAAGUGCAGUGGGAAGUGCUCAGCUGCUCAUGUCUCAGAAAUUCCAACAAUUUUACUGGCUAUGUCAGCAAAAUCUGGACCCUAGCGCCAUGCCGCGACCCACCUCUCAGGACCUGGCUGGGUUCUGGGACCUGCUUCAGCUCUCCGUUGACGACGUCAACAUGAAGUUUGACCAGCUGCAGCAGAUAAAGAACAACAACUGGCGACCAAUUGACAGCCCAGAAAAGAAGCCACCAGCUCCCGUACCAAAGAAGACAGUAAGACAGAAGAGUGCAGUGACCAGGGAGAAAUCUCUGGACCUCCCUGACAGGCACCGGCAGGAGGCACGCCGGAGGCUCAUGGCAGCCAAACGUGCAGCCUCUUUCCGGCAGAACUCAGCCUCAGAGAGAGCGGACAGCAUUGAGAUCUAUAUUCCAGAGGCUCAGACUAGACUUUGAGAAAACGUUGGAUCAGGGAUCUGUACCUUUCCCUGCUCCUGUGCUCCAGCAACUCUAAAACUAGCCUUUUUUUCUAGACUGCUUCUCUUUCAACUCCUCCUUUAUCCAUCUCUGGUCUGAUAGCCAUCCUCAGUGCCCAUCACCAACAUCACUGGACUGUAGGAUGUGCCGAGGCUCGACUUCCAUUGCCAAAAACGUACAUCUGACAUGGGUUGGUUAGAUCUUUGUGUUGGUUUGUUGGUGAUCAAGAUCUAUUAUCUCUCUCAUGUCUUGGAUGGACACAUCUGUAGUUGUUCAGCAUUUGCAAAGUGCCAUUUUAAGAGGAAGAAAAGUGCAGCUUUGAAAACCUUACCAGCAACCACACCUUGGAGCUAAACAUCAAUGUGUUUAUUUGGAGUUCUAUGAAAUUGGUCAAAGUUUAUAACUGUUCACUAUUUUUUAGUCUCUACAGAUUACCUUUGCUUCUGCAGUCUUUAAAGGAUUGAAUCAACGGCUAAAUAUCACCAAUUUGUUGAGUUUGAAAAAGGGCCAAUGCUUGAAAUACCUCAACUAUGUGCACAUGGUACAGGUUACCUAUUCAAGGUGCUUCAGGCAAUUCCUACUAUGCGUUUGAUUGGUUAGAUGUGAAAAAUGCAGCGUUUUACCAUGUUUAGUCAUGAUAAAAUAUCUAGGUGUGCAUCUUAAUAAAUCUAAAUAUAAUUGAAAAGUUUAUUUAUUUCAGUAAUUCAAAUCAAAAAGUGAAACUCACAAACCGAUUAUUUCACACUUAAUUGGUAAUUAUGGCUUGUACUAAUGAAACCCAAAAAUCAGUUGAACAGAUUUUGAAUAUUAUGUAAGAGAAAUUUUUAAAAAUUAUUUAAUUAUAGUGAAUUGUUUGACUGUACCUUUUUCAGUCACGGUUUUCCUUCCACUCAACUUUCCAUUCAUGUUAUUCUGAUGAAUGGAAGAUUGGUAAAAAAAAAAAAAAAAAGACUUUUUGUGGCUUACCCUCCUUGUGGAGUUUGUAUUUAAUCUAUGUUACAUACCUUUUCCCUUUUUGAUGUGAAUGUCUUGAAAAAAUGUCUCAUUUAAUCAUAUUUUACUUUAUUCAGAUGCACCCAGGUUCAGUGACCUGAUGUAGAAAUAACAUCUACUUGCUGUUUAAUGUGCACCUUUCACAGCGGUUUUCUAAAUAUCCAAUGUUCAUGUUGCCAUCUUUCAGACAUUUACUUGAAGCUGUAAACCUGCAAGUCUUGUGCCAACAUUUCAUCAUGUCAAUGCAGUAGAGAAGAAACAAAAAAAAACUAUGAAAGUUUAUGUAACUCCUUAGAUUAAAAUGUGUAGACAAAUGCACUUAUGCACUUAAUAUAAUUCUCAAUAUUUUCAAGGGAAAUGUACAUAACCAAGUUCAUAAUAGUACUGUUGUAUUUUUUUAAUUGUGAGUGGGAAUGUUAUGCUGUUUUAUCCCCCUCCUUAUGUUUGCUUUUGAAAUAUCUGGAUGAUCAGAGGCACAUAGAAUUUUGCUGCUCAGUUUUCAUCAUUUCCCAAACACUUUCAAGUUGCGCCUUCAGUCCACAGCUAAUGAGGACUGAUAAGAAGUAACCAUCAAAACAUAAACAAAAUGUCAAUAUUUCUUUAAACUAUGAACUGCUUCUUGAUUUUCAAAUAUACUGAAAAUUAUCAUAACGAAGUCCCUCUAAUGAAGAGAUCAGAAUUAACAAGCUGAAACUGGGGCAAAGGAUUUCCCAGGGGAUGCAAAUAUUAAGUUUCAAAUAGUAGAAACUUCACAAGUAUAUUCCUAAAAACUUGUGUAAAAUGGGAUAUGAUGAGGAUAAUGUUUGAAAUAACUUGAAACAAUGCUCAAACAAGCUGUUUCUCCUCCCCACUAUGACAGAAAAUAACUAUUUGAGGGAGAAAUCAUUCCAAAUCAACACAAAUCUAGUCAGAAAGAAUAUUGUAUUCUACAACUUUUGCUCGAUUGGGGUAUUUUCUUGCAAGAUGUCUCCAUUUUUGUUUGUUUUGUCAUGGUGAGUCUCAGUAUGUUACAUAUGUUACAGUAUGGUCAAAUUGGCAGUGCAGAUUUUGCUUUGUGUGUAUGUUAGUUAAAAAGGUCUAUGUUUUGAACAACUGAUGAUAAGAUAAAUAACAACCAAUUUUUAGAUAUUUCUGGUGGGUAAACCUCUUUUAAUCCUAUUAAUAGUUUCAUGUUUUGUUUUAUUUAAACUUAUGUAAAUCAUUGAGAUGGCCUGAUGUGAUCUCUGCUGAUCUAUUAUGAUCAUAAUACAUUCCACUCUUCUAAUAUUUUGCAAUGAGAGUUAGUCUUGUACAUUAGUAUUUGAAGUUUAUGGACAAGAAUUGAAUAUAAGUUAAAAUUGAUUUCUGUAAUGGAUAUUUUCUCAAUAACUGUUGCAAAAAUUCAAACAUUAAGCGUAAUUGUAUAGGGUAGAAUAAAUGUAGCAUUUGAAUGCAUUUCUUCCACUCUAAAUUGAGCUGAGAAAAAGUAUUGUCAACAUGAACGAUAAAUACUAGUUUGAAAUAAGGCAACAGAAAUAAAUUGAAACCAAAAUAAAACUAUUACUUAAAGAUUCCUAGAUUAGACUUUUUCUCCCUCUGGAAACAAAAACUAAGUUUUUCUACACAUAAUAUAUGUGUAAACAUUAAAAAAUAUAAUCUAAAACAGAGUAAAGACCAUUGAUACAACUUAACAUUUUGUGUGCCAUAUAUAUAAAACUUAUGAUUCUUGAUACUUAUAUCAAGUAUAAGUAUCAAGUAUAUAUAUAUAUAUAUAUAUAUAUAUAUAUAUAUAUAUAUAUAUAAUUACAUUUUUGACAGAGCCACACACACUACUAAUAUUAUGUUUACUGCUUAUAGAAGAUUUUGUUCUGCAGCUUGACUAAUAAAUGUUAAGUCAUAAUUUCACAGGUUGGUAAGAUUAACGUUUGACAUAGGGUCAGGUGAUUUGGUUAGCAUUUGCCUAAUCUCAGCAAAAUAAUCCCUUGAAACUUUUUUUUCUCUUAACUCAGGUUACAUUUAUAUAUUAAUAUUUUAUGUUUAAUAAUGUGAAGCAUCUAUAUGUGGCAAAGAAAGCAAAGACCGAAAAAAAAUAAAUUUGCCAUAAUCGAUGGAAUCAUAAGUUAUGUUCUCUACCAAAAUGGUAGACUUGACAAAUUUUGGACUGCAUGCCUGACAUUACAGCUGUGGUAUAGCCUUAAAUGGGUACAUUCUCAAAAAUCUGUAAUGUGGCAAAGAAGUCUCCAAAGAAGAGUGGACUCAGGUUCCUCUACAGUGAUGUAAAAGAUUGUUUUCCAGUUACUGCAGAGUAUUAAUGUCAGUUGUGGCCAGUUUAACUACUUUUUCACAUGGAGCCAGGUUGGUUUGGAGUAUGUCUUACUAAUUGAAGUCAUCUUUUGAAAGAAUCUUUUUGUCUGUAGUCUGGUUAUCUUUGAAACUGAAGUUUGCUUGAUAAUCUGAAAUAUUUGUGUGACACAAAGUCUGAUGCAGAGGAAAUCUGUAAGAGUGAUAAGUAUGAGAGUGAGUUCAUACAUAGUUCUGCCGUUUAUGCCACAAUUUAAGGAACCUUUAACAGUAUAACACUGGAUUUCCAAUUAUUGCCUGUGUGUUGGAUGCCAGACCGUUGGCAGAGCUGACUCAUUCUCUGCUGUUGCCAGAGUGGCAGGCAGCAAGACGUAGAAAGACAGACUCGGCCUGACAUAUGCUGGCUUAAAGGAGACCGGCGCUCUUGCACUGAGCCCUGAACUGCUGGUGUUGUACGCUGUGUGUAGCUUCAAGGCUGUUCAGUGAGAAUGGCAAGGCUCUGCACUGGGUAAUUUUCUGCCUGACUUUGACUAAGCAAAGCAGCUUAUGUAAGAUUUUUGGUCCUUGGUGAGAUCAAGCAAAUACCCUCCAAGGCCUUUCAGAGCUUGUGUUGAUAAAUGUGUUGCUGAAUAGCAGCCCACACUGUAAAACUUUAAGCAUCAGCACUACAUGCAUUGGCCUUUGUGAGUUUCUCCCAGGCUGACUUUGUUGAAGGCUGUCAAUGAAGUGACUGUGAACUAUCUCAAUUAUGCAAAACGAGCAGAACUAAGUAGAAGUCUUGCAUAUCCAUUACGUUGGUUCAGUUUAAAAUAUGGCUUCCUGCUCCUCCAAGUAGCACUAAUUUCAACAAGACCAUUUGUCUAGUAAUGUCCAUGAAUGAAUAGCACUAAGUAGCAAUGCAAGAUCAGUGCCAGAACUCACAAGGAAAUAAAAAGGGAUCAAACAGAUUUGAGCAAUAGAAGUAGGCCUGCUUCACCAUAUCCAUAUAAAAAAAUAUGUACAAUCAUGUUAAGAAAUUCGAGCACCCUAUAAAAUAUUACAUUCUUCUUGAAAAAAUGUUGAAAUAUCAAUGUUUAAUUUUGUUUUAAUAUAUCUCCUGACAUGGAAAAAGUGGAUGAUUCACAAGCAAAUAUUAAAAAUUGUAAUACUCAUUAAUCAAACAUUAUCAAAAAAUACUUUAAAACAUGCAAACUCUUAAUAACUAGUGUCACCCAGUGGCUAAAAUAACUUCAGUGAAAUGCUUCUUGUCGCAUUUCGUAGUUUUUAGGAGGUCCUCUGUGGAUUUACUGUUAUGUUUUGGGCCAUUGUCAUGUUACAGGGUACAAUUCUGCUUUAUUUUUUUUAUAUAUGAACUCACAAUUUCUUCAGGCAGCCUCUGACACACAGGGAAAUUCAUGGUGAAUUCUAUAGAAGUGAGCUGGCCAGAUCCUGAUGCUGGAAAGCAUCCGCAAAGCAUAACACUCCCAUCUCCAUACUCCAUAGUUGGUGUCCAGGUCCUUUCCUGGACAUAAAUAUUCAGUUUUAGGCUCAUUUAGCCAAAGAACAUUAAUCCAGAAGUUGUAUAUGUUCUCUUUGGCAACACUUUGUCUUAAAAAGCAAAGGUUUCCAUUCUGCACAUCUCCUAUGAAAGGAGAAGUUGCACAGUCUCUUUGUUGUUGUACAGGCAUGUACUUUGAUAUCAACAGUAACACCCUGCUGUAGGUCUGGUGCUGAUAAAUUAAGGGGGGGGGUUAGAAAUUUCUCUUAGUAUCUUGUGUUCUGCUGUCAGGAUGAACUCGCUUACUUGGGCAUGAUGGGAAUUGUUUUGAAAGUUUUCAGCUUACAGAUUAUAUUCCGUACAGUGGAACUGCUGGUUUCAAAUUUUUUUGAGACCUCUAGAAAUCCUUCACCAGACUCAACAGCUGCCACAAUUCUGCAGAUCUUAGACAACUCCAGCAGUCAGGAGCACAUCAAACUAAAAAUCUUUCAUUUAAGAGGAGCAGAUCUUGUUCGAAAUCCAGAAUAGCAGUUUUCUAAUCAUGAUAAUAUGGUAUUAUAUGUGGAAUUUUAUCCACUGAAAAUUGGAGUAAGCAACUUUUUAUUUUAUUUAUGUUUUACAGAAUUCUUUUCAGCUUUAUUUGCGUAUUUAAACAACUUGAGAUAUAUUUUACUGGGUAUUGAUAGCAAAUAUCCUUAUGUCCAAAGAUACUAGCAAACACACAGGCUUUCAGAGGGUACCCUAAUUUUUCUACAUGACCUUUAGAAAAAAUUAUCUUUAAAACUCUAAGUCUUUUCCCAACCCAUGCAUAAAGAUUGCUGCAGCAGCAGAGUAAAGUUUGUCUCUAAGAGUGAAUCAUUUUUCUUCCAUAAAACAUGUUUUUCUUCACCCUUUUCAUUAGUAAUAGACUCUUUCAUGAGGAGUUCCAAGGCCUCCUCCUACAAACGGACUCUGUACUCCUUGAAGCUCCUUUUGAAGGGUUUUCUAUGCUGGAUCUUCUUGGAUGACAUAGAUUCAGAUCUCCAUAACGUGUGCCCUGGACGACCCUUUGAUUAAAAAUGCAGCUGCAGGUUUUGUUUGCUUUUUUAAAAUUAUUUCUUUUAUUCUGCUCAAACUUUACGAAAAUGACGAGGACAAAAAAAUGCCAAGCUAUUAACUGCAAGUGCCAUCCAUGUUGACUUAUUCGGCAUACUGUAAAAUCAUUUCUUGCGUCACUUUUAAUAGGUUUUUAAUAAAUCAAAGAGGGAAACGGCUUCCUGAUUCAAUAUUUAAAGUGUAUGCCUGUAUUUUAGCAUUCUGUGGCCUCACAUCUAAGGGGACUGUCUAUGUUUUAACUCUAGAGCAUAAAAUAUGAAAUUCUUCAAGAGGACUUUUUUUGUAACUACGCUGCUGAGAGAGCAUCAUUGAGACUAAUAAAAUACUUCCUUUAAAUUAGAAUGUGAGAUAACUCUAUGAUUACUAGAUAAAGUAAAAAAGGUAGUUGUUUAGCUAAAACUAUUUUCAUCUCUUGUAUAUCAUAUCUAUUGUAAGAAUGAAUAUAAUGCCAAAUAUUCAAUAUUUGUAAAGAAUAUAUAUAUUAUAUAUAGAUAUAGAUAUAAAUAUAUAAUAUAUGUUUCAUUGGAACACAACUAUUUUCUGCUUUGUUCUUAUUUUCUGUUUUGCUUAUUUUAUAACUUGAUAUGAUGGCAUGCAAAAGACAUAUUUUGAAUGUAUUUAUUUAUUUCGUUCAGGAUUACAGCACUGUCCCAUUGAUGUUUUCUGAUUAUUUAGACGCAUUUCACAUGUGCAUUUCUCAGUGUGGGUGACAUCUGUGCAACAUAUUGCAUUUUUAGCUUUUUACUUUGUAUGAUUUUAGUUAAGCAUAUGCAUCCUCCUUCCUUCUGUCCAAACUGAGCAACUUGAACAUUAUCCCCUCUUCCUGGUUUGGUCGUUGCUUAGGAAUCAUCCAUUGUAAAUAAUAUUGCAAUUAAAUUUUUGUAGAAAAGA